Bactrocera tryoni is the source of this 1379-nucleotide messenger RNA. RefSeq names its product adenosine kinase-like. The record is from RefSeq and is a predicted model, not a curated record. Gene Ontology annotation, biological process: purine ribonucleoside salvage. The transcript has 5 exons. Bases 107 to 1369 code for a protein of 420 amino acids. Gene Ontology annotation, cellular component: nucleus; cytosol. NCBI's taxonomy places the organism in Eukaryota, Metazoa, Arthropoda, Insecta, Diptera, Tephritidae. Gene Ontology annotation, molecular function: adenosine kinase activity.
AUUAAAACAUUUAUUUUUUGAACACAUUUUGGCUAAACCAUGCAUAGAAAUCUUUAAAAAAAUUAAAUUUAAAAAAAAUUUUAUGUGAAAUUUUGGAAGCGUUAAAAUGAUACCAGGCUUCCGGAUCAUAAACACGGCGUUCAAGCAAACACUAAUAAAAAAAAAUAUUGCUGGAUGUAUCACUAAAAGGUGCUGGGCCCUGCAAAUCCGUUGCCAUUAUUUAAGCAGCGACGCUAGUAAAAAUAGCGAAAGCCAAGGCGGUGCUGCUGCGACAAACAAACAGCUUCCAAAACAAUAUAAAUUCAUGUCUGUUGGACAUAUUUUGCUGGAUCACACGGCGCGGCUGCCCAACAGUGAAAUCGGAAUAUUGAAAAAAUUUAACGUUAUUGAAAAUACUAAAGGUAUUUUGGACGUGAAGUCUUUGAGAGAAUUAAAAAAGGAAGUAUGCAAGAGAGUAAAAUGUGUGGAGAGUCCUGGUGGGUCAGCGCUCAAUACGGUGCGACUACUGAAACAAUUGGGCAACAAUUCGCUCUUCAUUGGCCUAGUGGGUGACGAUGAAGCUGGCAAAAAAUUAAGCAAAUACUUCAAAGAACACGAUAUCGAUGUGCGCCUAUUCACACACAAAGAAUUGCCGACCGGAGAGUGUUUAUCGAUCAUAAAUAAGGAUACUCACACUGAAACGCUUUACGCGAACAUUGGCGCCUCGGAAAGCAUUAGUGUGGAGCUUAUGCAACAAGCCGAGAAGGAGGUACAGUUCUUGCGCCCAACCGAACGUAAGCAACUUAUAUAUGUGGAGGGCUUCAUCAUACCGGGCCGUAAAAGGUUAUGCGAAUAUAUGAUUAAGAACUAUGUGAGCGGUCGUCGCUGGUUGGCACUCAAUUUGAGUGCCGAAUUUAUUGUGCGCGAAAACUUCGAAGAUGUCAUGGCAUACGCAUGCGCCGCGUACUUCAUCUUCGGCAACGGCAAUGAAUUUUGUGCACUUGCCAAUAGAAUGGGUUUCGGCAACGAUUCGGAGAAAGCGAUCAGAAAGAUAUUUGAGUAUCACUGCGGUCCUCGUAUUAUGAUUAUAACAAAUGAUAAGAAUAGCGUACUACUCGUAAGCAAUGUUGAGUAUGGAUCGGAUAAACCGGGCAAAAUAUUUUAUCGUGAAUGUAAAGUGGAUAAAAUUCCAAAUGUUGUCGAUACAACUGGUGCGGGUGACUCUUUCGUGGCCGGUUUCUUACAUGCCUUUCUGAAUAACUACAAACUUAAGGAUUGUGUUGCCGUGGGUUCUGCUGUGGCGUCUAAAGUUAUCACUACCAUCGGUUGCAAUCUGCCGAAAGAUUUCAAUAUUAAUGAAUUGACGGAUAAAAUGACAAAAAUGAAAUGAAGACUGAGCU